CUCAAACUGAUAAACCCUUGAAAGACAAUAAUCUCGUGCGUGAGCAAACUCCAAUGAUUUUUAGGCAGACAACACCUAAAAAUAGGCCACCACCUUCCCUGUAGCAGUUUGGCACCUGUCGUUUUCAAUCACCUUGGAAAAAAUAAUAAACGGUGAGAUAGAUGGACAAGUAGACUGAUGUGUUGACCACAGAGAUUGACCCAACGACAUCAAACAAACUGGGAAAUGUGGCGACGGAUCUCGGAAGACGACAGAGGAGUUGACCACUGAAUGUGAAACAUUGCUGAAGAUUGUUGAAGAUUGGCCGGAUUUGCAACAAACACACGCACAGUAAACAAGAGUAAAGGCGAAGGAAUUAUUAUGCGCAUUCAUUCAUUGCACUUCUUUAUUUAUGGUGUGCGGCUGAAGUGGUGUGCAGCAAUGUUUACUUUUUAUUUCUAACAUUUAAUUAUUUGUUUGGAUUAUUUUGCAGUAAUUUAUUAUGAUGAGUGUCUCAUAAUAGUAUAUCAUAUAUUGUGUUGAUAAUGAGUAAAGAUGUUAAAUUUAGGUAAAGCUGGGAAUAUUCUAGAAUUAAUUACAUAGCCAAUUGUGAUGGACUGUUUUAUCUAUAGAGGAAAUUAAACAGUAUGUAGCUAGGUGUUAAUUAUUUUCUGUUACUUUGCAAAUAGGGAAGUUGAUACAUUUGAUACAUACAGGGAAGGCCUCUGUAGCUCAGCUGGUAGAGCAUGGCGCUUGUAACGCCAAGGUAGUGGGUUCGAUCCCCGGGACCACCCAUACACAAAAAAAAUGUAUGCACGCAUGACUGUAAGUCCGUUGGAUAAAAAGCGUCUGCUAAAUGGCAUAUUAUUAUUAUUAUUAUUAUGAAAAUGUAUGCACUCACUAACUGUAAAUCGCUCUGGAUAAGAGCGUCUGCUAAAUGACGUAAAUGUAAAUUUCCAAUACAUCUAACAGCAUAUUUAAUGAAGGUGACACAGAGCUCAUGUAUACAUGCAGUGGGAGGGUAUGUUGUUUAUCACCAUGUUUCUAUCUCCUACAGUGGAUUGUCUGGUGUUGACUGAGUGUCUGACAUAGAUACUGGGCGUCGUCAAGGGCACACAUGGCCCAUACAGUGCAGGACCACCAGAUGGCACAGCCCCAGGCAGCAGUGCUGUCUCUCCCUCCCUCCGGCCAGGCUAAAGUGAGCCCCCCUCACCCCCUACCUCGUGGGUUUUCCCUGAUGCAGGAGCCUUCCAGCAGCUAGGCAGGCCUACAUACCACAGAGCUGUUUAUAGCAGGAACAUGCAGGCCAGGACCAGCCAGCUGAAGGCUGUCAAACAUGUUUACCAGAACAGCAAGUAACCUUUGAGUAGCAUGGAAGAACCUGGCACAUGGGUAUGGGGUCAGAGUGAACUAGGCUAGAUUGUAUCUUUAAUUUUUUAUUUAUUACUAAGUAAACUCAGCAAAAAAAGAAACAUCCUCACCCUGUCAACUGUGUUUAUUUUCAGCAAACUUAACAUGUGUAAAUAUUUGUAUGAACAUAAGAUUCAACAACUGAGACAUAAACUGAACAAGUUCCACAGACAUGUGACUAACAUAAAUUGAAUAAUGUGUCCCUGAACAAGGGGGGGGGGUCAAAAUCAAAAGUAACAGUCAGUAUCUGGUGUGGCCACCAGCUGCAUUAAGUACUGCAGUGCAUCUCCUCCUCAUGGACUGCACCAGAUUUGCCAGUUAUUGCUGUGAGAUGUUACCCCACUCUUCCACCAAGGCACCUGCAAGUUCCCGGACAUUUCUGGGGGAAUGGCCCUAGCCCUCGCCCUCCGAUCCAACAGGUCCCAGACGUGCUCAAUGGGAUUGAGAUCCGGGCUCUUCGCUGGCCAUGGCAGAACACUGACAUUCCUGUCUUGCAGGAAAUCACGCACAGAACGAGCAAUAUGGCUGGUGGCAUUGUCAUGCUGGAGGGUCAUGUCAGGAUGAGCCUGCAGGAAGGGUACCACAUGAGGGAGGAGGAUGUCUUCCCUGUAAUGCACAGCGUUGAGAUUGCCUGCAAUGACAACAAGCUCAGUCCGAUGAUGCUGUGACACACCGCCCCAGACCAUGACGGACCCUCCACCUCCAAAUCGAUCCCGCUCCAGAUUACAGGCUUCGGUGUAACGCUCAUUCCUUCGACGAUAAACGCAAAUCCGACCAUCACCCCUGGUGAGACAAAACCGCGACUCGUCAGUGAAGAGCACUUUUUGCCAGUCCUGUCUGGUCCAGCGACGGUGGGUUUGUGCCCAUAGGCGACAUUGUUGCCGGUGAUGUUUGGUGAGGACCUGCCUUACAACAGCCCUACAAGUCCUCAGUCCAGCCUCUCUCAUCCUAUUGCGGACAAUCUGAGCACUGAUGGAGGGAUUGUGCAUUCCUUGUGUAACUCAGGCAGUUGUUGUUGCCAUCCUGUACCUGUCCCGCAGGUGUGAUGUUCGGAUGUACCGAUCCUGUGCAGGUGUUGUUACAUGUGGUCUGCCACUGCGAGGACGAUCAGCUGUCCAUCCUGUCUCCCUGUAGCGCUGUCUUAGGCGUCUCAUAGUACGGACAUUGCAAUUUAUUUCCCUGGCCACAUCUGCAGUCCUCAUGCCUCCUUGCAGCAUGCCUAAGGCACGUUCACGCAGAUGAGCAGGGACCCUGGGAAUGUUUAUUUUGGUGUUUUUCAGAGUCAGUAGAAAGGCCUCUUUAGUGUCCUAAGUCUUCAUAACUGUGACCUUAAUUGCCUACCACAGGUGCAUGUUCAUUAAUUGUUUAUGGUUCAUUGAACAAGCAUGGGAAACAGUGUUUAAACCAUUUACAAUGAAGAUCUGUGAAGUUAUUUGGAUUUUUACUAAUUAUCUUUGAAUGACAGGGUCCUGAAAAAGGGACGUUUCUUUUUUGCUGAGUUUAGUACCAAAUGGCACUGGCAAUGUUAGUCAUCACUGUAAUGCAAAUUCUUCAAUUGCUCAAGAGAGCAACAAAGAGCAGUACAGAAGUCGGUCACCAUAAAAAAGCAUCUGCCUCCCUCAAUGGCUGCUCAAGUCAAAACUUUCCAACCUAUGCAUUGCUGCAGACUGCUUGCAAAUUCCCGGUGUGGCCUCAAAAUACUUAUCUCCCCCUGCAUCCCAAACACACCUUAUCAGGGAUUUUAUUGGGUCCACUGUCCAAUUAACUUUUACAACCCACACCCUCACACACACAAACACAUUCUGGACCAGCGAAGAGAUUAUCUCCACCUCCAGUUAGAGGCAAGUAAAGCUGUUUAUGUCUGGAGUGCUGUACUCUAAAGUAGGCUACAAGAUACAAUGACAUCAUGGCGCAUUACUACUCUGCAGACCAUAUGAAUGUAUACUCGUGGAAGAGAGGUGUACUACAGUUUACUGUAAAAUGGGUUAGAAAUCUGCUGAAAGACAGUUCAAGUUACACUACUCCAAGAGCACGAGAAACCUAUAGCCUAUAUGUGAUAACUUUAGCCCAGGGGUCUCCAACCCUGUUCCUGGAGAGCUACCCUCUUGUAGGUUUUCGCUCCAACCUCAGUUGUAACUGUAACUUAACUAACUUGUUUCAGUUUAUCAACCAGCUAAUUAUUAGAAUCAGGUGUGCUAGAUUAGGGUUGGAGUGAAAACCUACAGGACUGUAGCUCUCCAGGAGCAGGGUUGAAGAGCCCUGCUUUAGCCUAUAUCUGCAGCCAGUGAUCAUGCAAUGUUAUAGUCUCCAUUACUGCUGUAGUGAGAGUUAUGGAGUAUGUUUAUUGUCCUGUGUGAAGUGGAACACUGAGUGUUUCUUUCUGUGUGCAGAGAUGGACAGUGUUGGACUCCCUGCUAUGUGGAGCAUUUGCAGGCGCUGUGGCCAAAACAGUCAUAGCUCCUCUGGACAGAACCAAGAUCAUCUUCCAAGGUAAGGCCAUUUCCCUGGAAGAACAUGCAUUCAGAAUAUAAAGUAGGGGUUCCUUUCGUAAAUAUAUACUGUACUUAUUUCAUUGUUAGUAUCUGUUAUGAUGAGUUUCUCGGGUAUCAAGUAAUUCAUGAUGUAAGAAGAUAUUUAACACUUAGAUGGAGAGUUCAUACAAAUAAGAAGCUCUGCCUCUUGUCAUCCGAACUACUGAACAAAGAAAAUAUCUCAGUUUAUAUACCUCAUGUGACACGUUUCUUCAACAACAUCUGUUAACCAUCAGUUGGCACUCCCUUCUUUGAUGUUAUUACCUUGUACCCCAAGUCAGUAUAUCAUGUCCAUCAAUCAUAUUUAUUCUAAGAUAAACCUCAGUAAGCUCCCUCGACAUAAUGGAAUCCUUGGCCUCUAGACUGUGUGGCACCAAGAAUUACCUAUCUACUAAAUGUCCUUGUUCCCACCACUAUGAAGAGACAUCAUAACAGUAUCUUUGCCGUAAUACUUAUUUUCCUCCUUCUCCUACUUUAGUGUCCUCACAAAGAUUCUCUGCUAAGGUGAGUGUAUUAUAUAACUUGCAUUGAAAUAAAUAAAGAUGUACUUGAUGUAUGUCUUCCCAAUUGGCAGAGGCUGGCAGAGCAGGAUUUACUGGUGUUAUCUCCUAGAUGGGAAUGUUAUUUGGUCACUUGGGUGUGUGUUACUUUUUAAUGAGUCUGUCUGAAGCUGGACGACUCAAAACAUUGCUUUUUCAAAGGGAAUGUUCUGUAUAUUAAAUAUUAGAACGCUGAACAGUCUUGACUCAAUUUCUUGCACUUACACAUCUUAUAACAUAAUAUAAUAAUAAUGUAAUAUAUGCCAUUUAGCAGGUCGCUUUUAUCCAAAACAACUUAGUCAUGCGUGCAUACAUUCUUUACAUUUGGGUGGUCACGAGAAUCGAACCCACUAUCCUGGCGUUGCAAGAGCCAUGCUCUACCAACUCAGCUACAGAGGACCACCAUGUGAAUAGUGGACCAGUGCACACUUCAAGAAAUAGUAUAGAGUAUUGCGAUGCAUAGCCAGCAGGGAGGUCCAACCCUCCAAGAGCCCAAACAUAGAUGCAUAUUUGGCCCAAACAUACCAGUCUAUAAUGUAUUGAACUGUACUCAACUACACUGUGCUCUAAAGUACUGUACUGUACUUUACUGUAUUGUACUGAACUGAACUGAACUGAACUGUACUGAACUAUACUGUACUGUACUGAACUUGACCUUACUGUACUUUACUGUACUGAACUAUAGUGUACUGAACUAUACUCUACUCACGUUUACUCUACUGGAUGUUGUUUUUCCCCAUUUAAACUGGUCUUGGUCUGGUCGAUUUGUGUGUCGAUUCACUGGUCUGGGUCUCAGAAAGUCUUGUUCUGCGUCUUGAUUAGGGAUGCAUAUUUUGCUGCUGACUAACCAAUCCUCAUUAAUCGGUCAACAAUCUGUAAAAACAAUUCCAAACAGUAAAAUGGCGUGACCAACCGAAAAUACUAUGCAUGCAUACAAGGAACUGACAUUUUUCAUUAACGAAAACAUGCAACAAUAGCAAGCCUGUCGUCAAAAGGCUAUAGCCUAUUAUUGAACAUGCAACUGCUGUAAUGAAGCAGCUAAUAAAACAUCAUUUUCAAACAUUUGCCAAAAUGCAAUUCGUGGGAAAACACUGUUCUAAACAGCACACCUAAUGCGAGCGGUUCCACAUGUGACAGAGGUGAAAAUCUCAGUUAGCAACUUAGAAAGAGGGGGAAUCUGAUAGCCACAACUAGGAUGGGUUGCUAAGGUGAAUAGGAUUGUGCCUUUGGCUUCUGGACAACGAAAGAAAGUUGAUUUGAAAAUCAAUAGAGUAGGAGAGACAUUCUGGUUAAUGGCAUGAGGAAAUCUUUAUAAAAUAAUUGCCUCCACAUUUCUAUGGUUGGAUUUUGGCUAGGCUACUUUGAAGCAAGGUAAGACAUUCCUCAUUAUUUGAAGUAAAGUAAAACGUUCAGGUUUCAAACAAUUAUACUGCCUCAAGGUCACAUUUUAAAGUGGUGGGUGACUCUGCUUACCGUUGACUAUAGCCUAUGCACUCGAAUGGCGAAUGGGAGGCGCACUUUAAUUACGAGUUGAGAUUGAGAAAUAAAAAUAGUAGCUCUUUUUUUAAUCGUGGCCAUCAAAAAAGUUUUGAACACGCCAUUGCAUUUAGAAUUGUUAUUUGUUGCACAAUGACUGGGCUUAUAAAAGCACGUUUCACUGCAGUACUAGCUUUUUGAGGAGCUGCUCUGACAGGUGAUAGGCCACUCCGCUCCUCAAUCUAGGCUGUGUAUGCUGUGCGCGUGUGAUAAAUAAGACGCAUGACGACUAACAAAAAUACCAACAUGCCAAUUUAAUUCCACUCAAUUAUGCAAUUUAACCUAUAGACCGAUAAGCAUGGUCAAAUAUAUAUAUUUUCUGCGGCUAACCAAUUUAAUGGUUAACCGUUAACAUGCCUAGUCUUGAUCUAAUCGGUUCCGGUCUUUACUUCAUCUGUGGUACUCACACCAAUUUUAUACUUUUGAAUCCAUGUGGGUAGUGGACAAAUACACACGUCAGGAAACAUUGUAGCGUAUUGAGAUGAAUGGCCAGCAGGGGGCUCCAUUCCCUCCAAGAGCGACUUGAAUUGUCAGGCCCAGCCUCACUCAACUUCAUUGGCUCACAGCGUCCAUGACGUUUAAGAUAUCAACUUAAUUUAUAAUACCUUUAAAGAUCUUGGUCUAUAGAUGCUGUACACAAAGUUUCCGCAAAAUCUGUGUAGUGGUCUCUGAGGAGAUGCUGUUGAAAAAUGUAAAACCUUUUGAAGUCAAAUGUUUAUUUUAGCAGACACUCUUAUCCAGAGCGACGUACAAUUAGUGAGUGCAUACAUUUUUUUCAUACUGGCCCCCCGUGGGAAUCGAACCCACAACCCUGUCGUUGCAAGCGCCAUGCUCUACCAACUGAGCUACACAGGACUAUAGUGCCACCAUUUGGCUGAGACUGGUUACAUCACGUGUAACCAGACGUAUUAGGCCACCAACUUACACCAUCCCACCAAGUUUGUAGGUCUUACCAUUUAAGAGCUAUAGCUCUCCAAAAAAAGGAAAAUAAUCAAUUUUUAAAUUUUUUAUUAUGAAUCCUAGCAAUUAUAAUAGGGUUCCAGCCCUUUCAAUAGUAAUAAUAAUAAUAAUAAUUUGGUAGGUGCUUAUAUUUCUCCUAUUUCACGCAUGUUUGAUUUGGAAAUGUGUUUUUUGCAUAUUCCACUCUCCCUGAGACACCCUCGGAGAGGGGGAUCAGGACCAUGACUGUCUUGUUGAGUUAGUGUUGUGUUGUUGAGCUAGUGUUGUAUUGUUGAGCUAGUGUUAAGUGUGUUGUGUUGCUGUGUUCCCCCCCCCCCCCCCCCCCCCCCCCCCCCCCCCCCCAGGAAGCCUUCAGACUCCUCUAUUGUACGUACAUGAAAGAUGGCUUCCUCAGUCUGUGGAGGGGCAACUCUGCCACCAUGGUACGGGUCAUCCCCUACGCUGCCAUCCAGUUCAGCUCCCACGACCAGUACAAGAGAAUCCUGGGGGGAUACUUCGGCUUCCAGGGAAAGUGAGUAGAGUACCCCUCAGUGAAAUAAUUGAGAAUACACAUACUGUUAAUGGCAACCCUUCAGUGAUCUUUCUUGAACAGAACAAACCAUUGUCUCUAGUGUGAAAAAAAACCUAAUAAUACAAUGAUAUGCAUUGUAGAAACAAUAGCUGACAGAUGGCGCCAACAGAGAGGGCUGCCUUGCUUCUAGCUCUUAGGAAACGUUGCAGUAUUUUGUUUUUUUAAUGUAUUAUUUCUUACGUUAUUAGCCCAGAAAAUUGUUUGUGUUAUUACAUACAGCCGGGAAGAACUAUUUGGUAUCAGAGCGGCGUUAACUCACCAGCACUACCAGCAUUACGACCAGGAAUACGACUUUCCCGAAGCGGAUCCUUUGUUCGCGCCUCCCAGGGCAAUUUAACUGAUUCCAGAGGCCAACCCAAAACAACGCCGGAGGAGAGGUACUCGGAGCGGCCUUCUAGUCCGACUUAGGAGGCGUGCACACCACCCACCGCUUCAGAGUAUAUUACUCGCUAAUGUUCAGUCUCUGGAUAAUAAAGUUGACGAGCUCAGGGCGAGGGUUUCUUUCCAGAGAGACAUCAGGGAUUGUAACAUACUCUGUUUUCACGGAAACAUGGCUCUCGGGAUAUACUGUCCGAGUCGGUCCAGCCAGUUGGGUUCUCAGUUCAUCGCGCAGACAGGAAUAAAUAUCUCUCCGGGAAGCAGAAAGGCGGAGGUGAUUAACGACUCAUGGUGUAACUGUGAUAACAUACAGGAACUCAAGUCCUUUUGUUCACCCGACCUAGAAUACCUCACAAUCAAAUGCUGACCGUAUUAUCUCCCAAGAUAAUUUUAUUUGGUUAUAGUCACGGCCGUGUAUAUCCCCCCUUAAGCCGAUACCACGACGGCCCUCAAAUAACUUCACUGGACUCUAUGCAAACUGGAAACCACAUAUCCUGAGGCUGCAUUUAAUGUAGCUGGGGAUUUUAACAAAGCAAAUUUGAGGAAAAGGUUACCGAAGUUCUAUCAACACAUCGACUGUAGUACUUGCACUGCUAAAACACUCAAACAGGAAGUACCCGUGCUAAGGACUAUUCAACGCUGGUCUGACCAAUCGGAAUCCACGCUUCAAGAUUGUUUUGAUCACGCGGACUGGGAUAUGUUCCGGGUAGCUUCAGAGAAUAAUAUCGACGUAUAUACUGAUACAGUGACUGAGUUUAUCAGGAAGUGUAUAGGAGAUGUUGUACCCACUGUGACUAUUAAAACCAACCCUAACCAGAAACCAUGGAUAGAUGGCAGCAUUCACGCAAAACUGAAAGCGCGAACCACCGCAUUUAACCAUGGCAAGGUGACUGGAAAUAUGGCAGAAUGCAAACAGUGAAGUUAUUCCCUCGGCAAGGCAAUCAAACAGGCAAAACAUCAGUAUAGGGACAAAGUGGAGUCACAAUUCAACGGCUCAGACACAAGACGCAUGUGGCAGGGUCUACAGACAAUCACGGACUACAAAAGGAAAACCAGCCACGUCGCGAACACUGACGUCUUGCUUCCGGACAAGCUAAACACCUUCUUCGCCUGCUUUGAGGAUAAUACAGUGCCACCGACGCGGCCUGCUACCAAGGACUGUGGGCUCUCCUUCUCUGUGGCCGACGUGAGUAAGACAUUUAAGCGUGUUAACCCUCACAAGGCUGCCGGCCCAGAUGGCAUCCCUAGCCGCGUCCUCAGAGCUUGCGAAGACCAGCUGGCUGGUGUGUUUACAGACAUAUUCAAUCUCUCCCUAUCCCAGUCUGCUGUCCCCACAUGCUUCAAGAUGGCCACCAUUGUCCCUGUACCCAAGAAAGCAAAGGUAACUGAACUAAAUGACUCGCCCCGUAGCACUCACUUCUGUCAUCAUGAAGGGCUUUGAGAGACUAGUCAAGGAUCAUAUCACUUCUACCUUACCUGCCGCCCUAGACCCACUUCAAUUUGCUUACCGCCCCAAUACAUCCACAGAUGAUGCAAUCGCCAUCACACUGCACACUGCCCUAUCCCAUCUGGACAAGAGGAAUACCUAUGUAAGAAUGCUGUUAAUUGACUAUAGCUCAGCAUUCAACACCAUAGUACCCUCCAAGCUCAUCAUUAAGCUUGAGGCCCUGGGUCUGAACCCCGCCCUGUGCAACUGGUUCCUGGACUUCCUGACGGGCUGCCCCCAGGUGGUGAAGGUAGGAAACAACACCUCCACUUCGCUGAUCCUCAACACUGAGGCCCCACAAGGGUGCGUGCUCAGCCCCCUCCUGUACUCACUGUUCACCCAUGACAGCGUGGCCAAGCACGUCUCCAACUCAAUCAUCAAGUUUGCUAAAUGACGUAAAUGUGCCCUUGAGCAAGGCACUUAACCCUAAUUGCUCCUGUAAGUCGCUCUGGAUAAGAGCGUCUGCUAAAUGACUAAAAUGUAAAUGUAAAUGUAAUCAAGUUUGCAGACGACACAACAGUAGUAGGCUUGAUUACCAACAAUGACGAGAAAGCCUACAGGGAGGAGGUGAGGACUCUGGGAGUGUGGUGCCAGGGAAAUAACCUCUCACACAAUGUCAACAAAACAAAGGAGAUGAUCGUGGACUUCAGGAAACAGCAGAGGGAACACCCCCCUAUCCACAUCGACGGGACCGCAGUGGAGAAGGUGGAAAGCUUCAAGUUCCUCAGCAUACACAUCACUGACAAACUGAAAUGGUCCACCCACACAGACAGUGUGGUGAAGAAGGCGCAACAGCACCUCUUCAACCUCAGGAGGCUGAAGAAAUUUGGCUUGGCACCUAAAACCCUCACAAACUUUUAGAGAUGUACAAUUGAGAGCAUCCUGUCAGGCUGUAUCACUGCCUGGUACGGCAACUGCACCGCCCGCAACCGCAGGGCUCUCCAGAGGGUGGUGCGGUCUGCCGGGGGCAAACUACCAGCCCUCCAGGACACCUAGAGCACCCGAUAAUCAAGGACAACAUCAACCCGACCCACUGCUUGUUCACCCCGCUAUCAUCCAGAAGGCGAGGUCAGCACAGGUGCAUCAAAGCUGGGACCGAGAGACUGAAAAACAGCUUCUAUCUCAAGGCCAUCAGACCGUUAAAGAGCCUUCACUAGCACAUUAGAGGCUGCUGCCUAUAUACACAGAUUAGAAAUCACUGGCCACUUUAAUAAAUGGAAAACAAGUUACUUUAAUAAUGUUUACAUAUCUUGCAUUACUCAUCUCAUAUGUAUAUACUGUAUUCUAUACAAUUCUACUGUAUCUUAGUCUAUGCCGCUCUAACAUUGCUCGUCCAUAUAUUUAUUUAUAUAUUCUUAAUUCCAUUGCUUUACUUAGAUUUGUGUGUAUUGGGUAUAUGUUGUGAAAUUGUUCGAUAUUACUUGUUAGAUUUUACUGCACUGUUGGAGCUAGAAACACAACCAUUUCGCUACACCCGCAAUAACAUCUGCUAAACACGUGUAUGUGACCAAUAAAAUGUUAUUUGAUUUUAAUGUAAUUUGAUCUAUCUGUCUGUUUCAGAGCCCUUCCUCCUUUUCCACGUUUCCUGGCAGGGUCGUUGGCUGGCACCACAGCUGCCAUGCUCACCUAUCCCCUGGACAUGGUGCGGGCCAGGAUGGCAGUGACGCCCAGACAAAUGUAGGGCACUCCGAUAACACUCAUAAAUGUCAAUCUUUGAAUGUAUAAACAUACCUGCACGCAGGUCUCUAAAGUGCGACCAAAAAUGCGACCAAAUAUUGUGCGACUAUGAACAAAAUCUCCCGUAAUUGUUGUUUCUGAGUGCCUUAGAGAAACAAGCGAGUGCAUAUUCGUUAGCGUCAUGGUUGCACCAUUACUACAGUGAAAACUGCUUGCUUCUAACCCAACCAGGUCAAAAGAUCUGACCCAUAUUAUCUGCGCAACAUUUUUAUAUUCCUGUAGCGGAUCGCUAGGACCACAUUUUACAUUCAUAAACCACAUUUUACAUUCAUAAACCACAUUUUACAUUCAUAAACCAUGUCGUGGGCCAUUCUAAAACUACUUGUGCGUCGUUAACCAUUUGUUUACACUUUGUUCAGUCAUGUUACCUCAUUGGCUAGCUAGCUAACAACCUGGUAACCACACCCGUCGCUAUGGGCGGGCCAUAGGGGGCCGGGCCCGCCCCCAAAAAUGCUUGUGCCCCCCCCCACUUGAGGGAAUUUAUUAUUAAAUAUACGUACUGUAGGCUAAUAAUAAUUGUGCCCUGCCCUCCCAUGCAUUUCACAUGCCCCCCUUAAGACUGAGGUCUGGCGACGGGUCUGCUGGUAACUUUACCAGUAUAUCCAAACCAUAGAGUUUCUAAAGGCACAACAUCGUGAAACUUCCGGGAACACUUGCGAAACAUAUCAAGCAGACUGGGCCGGGGUUUGGGGUUUGAGAAGUCAAUGGGAGAACUGAAAAUGUAAUCCAUAGUUGUUAAUUUUCUCAAUAUCUAAAGGCACAACCUAGAUUCGAGACAAUGUCUUAAGUAGUUAAACAUGUUAUUACUCCAACCUUGUGAAAGUGAUUUUCGUCAAAAACGACUUUAUAUUAAGGAGUACCUUUGAUUUGACGGCCUGCACAAGCACAGUUUUGCGCGAGACGAAAGUUAGGCCCGAUGACGUGUUUCUACACAUUUAGCUAGCCAACGUCGCCAUGACAUCGCCUACAAGUGUGAUCAGGGAUUUCUAUUGAAGAAGCAGUUUCUGCUUAUCUUCAUACUGUACUGCCUUUGUCCACACAUUUGGGGCCAUAGAAAGAAAGGACAAGGGAUAGCUUCUUCAGGAGAUCAAUGAUCAUAGCAAUGUCGUUGUCACAAACCUGACGUUUUUAAUAGAGACUGUGUACAAUUUUCUAUGUAAUGAAUCUCAAUAGGAAAAUAGUGAUUUAUACACAAUGUAGGAACCUAAUAUUCCACAUAUGACUUUGCAAUUUCAAUGACAGGUAUUCCUAUCAAUUUAUUUAGCGUUUAUAAUAAACUAAUGUACAAACACUGUUUACAGUGUUACAUAUUAGUUUCAAGGGCACCAUUUUUUUUUUUUCCCUGUUUUAAUCUCUUGCACAUAAACGUAUGCCUUACAAAAAACGAUGGUUAAAAGACCGAUUUAAUCCUUGGUUACAGGAAAGAAAUGUAGCUUUGGCUAAGGCUAGAUGGACUGAUUCUACGUCUGAUUGGCAGUCCUUCAGACAUUUGAGAAUAAAAUGUCUAUCCCUGGUUAAAAAAGCAAAAUCAACAUAUUUCUUGAAUUGUGUAUCUGAGAGUGGUGUUAAUCCAGACAAUUCCCCUCAUUGCCCCAGCAGGUUUUGACAGCCUCUGCACCCACUCUAGACAAAAAGAAAAUUUGUGACGCUUUCAAUAACCAUUUUGCUUCAGCUGGCCACCUGUUUGAAAUUAAUCUCAUCCCACUAGAGGGAGUCCUUUAGUCACCUCAGAACAGAUUGUAGAGAAUGACGCACUAACAGACUCACAUACUUUAUUUUGAUUUCAACCCUUUGAUGUCUAUGAUGUACUAAGUACUUUGCUAAAGAUUGAUGUAAAAAUGGGCUGAUUCACAUCAAAUCUAAUUUUAUUGGUCACAUACACAUAUUUAGCAGAUGUUAUUGCGGGUGUAGCGAAAUGCUUGUGUUCCUAGUUCCAACAGUGCAGUAAUAUCUAACAAUACACACAAAUCUAGAGAGAGAGAUUCGGAAAGUAUUCUGACAUGCACUGUCAACAAAAUGUGGAAAAAGUCAAGGGGUCUGAAUACUUUCCGAAUGCACUGUGUGUGUGUAAUAUUUAUAUACAGUACCAGUCAUAAGUUUGGACACCUACUCAUUCCAGGGUUUUUCUUUAUUUUUUACUAUUUUCUACAUUGUAGAAUAAUAGUGAAGACACCAAAACUAUAAAAUAACACAUGAAAAUACUACAUGGAAUCAUGUAGUAACCAAAAAAGUGUUAAACAAAUCAAAAUAAAUUUGAGAAUCUUCAAAGUAGUCACCCUUUGCCUUGAUGACAGCUUUGCACACUCUUGGCAUUCUCUCAACCAGCUUCACCUGGAAUGUUUUUCCAACAGUCUUGAAGGAGUUCCCACAUAUGCUGAGCACUUGUUGGCUGCUUUUCCUUCAAUGCUGCAGAAAUGUUUUGGUACCCUUCCCCAGAUCUGUGCCUCGACACAAUCCUGUCUCGGAGCUCUAUGGACAAUUCCUUCGACAUCAUGGCUUGGUUUUUGCUCUGACAUGCACUGUCAACUGUGGGACCUUAUAUAGACAGGUGUGAGCCUUUCCAAAUCAUGUCCGACCAAUUGAAUUUACCACAGGUGGACUCUCAGGGAUGAUCAAUGGAAACAGGAUGCACCUGAUCUCAAUUUUGAGUCUCAUAGCAAAGGGGCUGAAUACUUAUGUAAAUAAGGUAUUUGUUUUGUAUUUUUUAUACAUUUGCAAACAUUUCUAAAAACCUGUUUUCGCUUUGUCAUUAUGGGGUAUUGUGUAGAUUGCUGAGGAAAUUGUUUUAUUUUAUCCAUUGAUCCAUCCAUAAGGCUGUAACAUAACAAAAUGUGGAAAAAGUCAAUGGGUCUGAAUACUUUCCGAAGGCACUGUAUGUGUAUAUAUAUAUAUAGGUGUGUGAUGGGAUGUACAGUAUAGACAAUAUGGACAGAAUAUGUAGUAUGUCUGAAGAAUAGUAUAUGUACAGCAAUAGUUAAAUAGGAUAGGCCGUGACUAAGGUUUUCCUACUUACAAAGCAUGUAGAGGUCUGUAAUGUUUAUCAUAGGUACACUUCAACUGUGAGAGACGGAAUCUAAAACAAAAAUCCAGAAAAUCACAUUGUAUGAUUUUUAAGUAAUUAAUUUGCAUUUUAUUGCAUGACAUAAGUAUUUGAUACAUCAGAAAAGCAGAACUUAAUAUUUGGUACAGAAACCUUUGUUUGCAAUUACAGAGAUCAUACGUUUCCUGUAGGUCUUGACCAGGUUUGCACACACUGAAGCAGGGAUUUUGGCCCACUCGUCCAUACAGACCUUCUCCAGAUCCUUCAGGUUUCGGGGCUGUCGCUUGGCAAUACAGACUUUCAGCUCCCUCCAAAGAUUUUCUAUUGGGCUCAGGUCUGGAGACUGGCUAGGCCACUCCAGGACCUUGAGAUGCUUCUUACGGAGCCACUCCUUAGUUGCCCUGGCUGUGUGUUUCGGGUCGGUGUCAUGCUGGAAGACCCAGCCACAACCCAUCUUCAAUGCUCUUACUGAGGGAAGGAGGUUGUUGGCCAAGAUCUCGCGAUACAUGGCCCCAUCCAUCCUCCCCUCAAUACGGUGCAGUCGCUCUGUCCCCUUUGCAGAAAAGCAUCCCCAAAGAAUGAUGUUUCCACUUCCAUGCUUCACGGUUGGGAUGGUGUUCUUGGGGUUGUACUCAUCCUUCUUCUUCCUCCAAACACGGCGAGUGGAGUUUAGACCAAAAAGCUAUAUUUUUGUCUCAUCAGACCACAUGACCUUCUCCCAUUCUUCCUCUGGAUCAUCCAGAUGGUCAUUGGCAAACUUCAGACGGGCCUGGACGUGCGCUGGCUUGAGCAGGGGGACCUUGCGUGCGCUGCAGGAUUUUAAUCCAUGACGGCGUAGUGUGUUACUAAUGGUUUUCUUUGAGACUGUGGUCCCAGCUCUCUUCAGGUCAUUGACCAGGUCCUGCCGUGUAGUUCUGGGCUGAUCCCUCACCUUCCUCAUGAUCAUUGAUGCCCCACGAGGUGAGAUCUUGCAUGGAGCCCCAGACCGAGGGUGAUUGACCGUCAUCUUGAACUUCUUCCAUUUUCCAAUAAUUGCGCCAACAGUUGUUGCCUUCUCACCAAGCUGCUUGCCUAUUGUCCUGUAGCCCAUCCCAGCCUUGUGCAGGUCUACAAUUUUAUCCCUGAUGUCCUUACACAUCUCUCUGGUCUUGGCCAUUGUGGAGAGGUUGGAGUCUGUUUGAUUGAGUGUGUGGACAGGUGUCUUUUAUACAGGUAACGAGUUCAAACAGGUGCAGUUAAUACAGGUAAUGAGUGGAGAACAGGAGGACUUCUUAAAGAAAAACUAACAGGUCUGUGAGAGCCGGAAUUCUUACUGGUUGGUAGGUGAUCAAAUACUUAUGUACAUAAAAAUGCAAAUUAAUUACUUAAAAAUCAUACAAAGUGAUUUUCUGGAUUUUUGUUUUAGAUUCCGUCACUCACAGUUGAAGUGUACCUAUGAUAAAAAUUACAGACCUCUACAUGCUUUGUAAGUAGGAAAACCUGCAAAAUCGGCAGUGUAUGAAAUACUUGUUUUCCCCACUGUAUAUAUGAAGUGGGUAAAGCAGUAUGUAAACAUUAUUAAAGUGACCAGUGUUUCAUGACUAUGUACAUAUGGUAGCAACCUCUAAGGUGCAUGGUAGAGUAACCGGGUGGUAGCCGGCUAGUGACAGUGACUAAAGUUCAGGGCAAGGGUACUGGGCGGGGGCCGGAUAGUGGUGACAGUCUGAUGGCCUUGAGAUAGAAGCUGUUUUUCAGUCUCUCGGUCCUAGCUUUGAUGCACCUGUACUGACCUCGCCUUCUGGAUGGUAGCGGGGUGAACAGGCCGUGGCUGAGGUCCUUGAUUAUCUUUUUGGCCUUCCUGUUACACCGGGUGCUGUAGAUGUCCUGGUUGGCAGGCAGUGUGCCCCCGGUGAUGCGUUGGGAAGACCGCACCACCCUCUGGAGAGCCCUGUGGUUGCUUGAUCUCUUCUUACUGCAGCUCUCUGCCCCACUUAUUGCACAACCACUGACCUAUAUUUUUAACUUGUUUCUGGUGUUAUCCCUAAGAUAAAAUAAUAAUAAUAUGCCAUUUAGCAGACGCUUUUAUCCAAAGCGACUUACAGUCGUGCGUGCAUACAUUUUUGUGUAUGGGUGGUCCCGGGGAUCGAACCCACUACCUUGGCGUUACAAGCGCUGUGCUCUACCAGCUGAGCUACAGAGGAUCUGGAAAGCGGCACAUGUCCUCCCCCUACAUAAAGGAGGAGAUCCUUCUGACUGUCCAAUUUCCAAAUGAUCUUGCCUUUCCAAAGUUUUAGAUUCCCCGACUAACUUUCAGCUAAGAACUUUUGUAACUUCUCACUCUAUUCUUAAUGUGCACCACUCCUGUUUUUAGACCUGGACAUAGCACAGUUUCAGCUGCUACACUUGUUUUAGAUGAUGUGUUAAAUUGCUUGGAUCAUAAAAAUCAUUGUUCUGCCUUAUUUAUAGACCUUUCCUAGGCCUUCGAUACCGUUGACCAUCACAUUCUUAUUCAAAGGUAGACUGAAAUAGACCUGGAUCAGGCUUCUUGCAAGUGAUUUGAAAAUGACAGGACAGGACUCAAUGUGUGAUCUCUGAUGGUGUUAAGUCUAGUUUCCUGGAUGUUACUAAAGGUGUACCGCUGGGGUCGGAACUGGGACCUGUUCUCUUUACUAUUUAUAUAAAUAAUAUUGGUCUAUCUGUUAAAACUUGUUAAUAUUCAUCUGUAUGCAGAUGACACUUAUGUAUGCAAUUGCCCCAACUGUUGACCAGGCUAUGUUAGAGCUGUGAUCUGACCUUGUUACCUUACAGAAAGCCCUGGUUGGUUUAAAACUUGUACUUAAUGCGGGCAAGACUAAAUACAUGUUGUUCUCGCAAGAAUGUUUCAGAUGUAAUACUUAUUUAUUCAUUGGAUGGUUCUCCCAUUGAUCGGGUUCCCGCCUACAAAUAUCUGGGCAUUUGGAUUGACAAAGAAUUCAUGUUUAAAAAACAUACAGAUGAGCAGGAAGCAGAUUGUACAGUCAAUUUUCCAGCCAGUUCUUGAUUAUGGUGACACCAUUUACCAGAUUGCAGCAGCCACUACUCUUAAGCCUUUGGAUUCUGUCUACCAUAGUGCCAUUCGUUUUAUCACUGGUGACAGUUUUGAUAGUCACCACUGCAUCCUGUAUCAAAAGGUUGGCUGGUCCUCAUUAAAGUCCCGUUGAUCAAUUAAUUAUUCCCUUUUUGUUUACAAAGCUCUACUACACAAGCUUCCGACUUACCUAACGUCAUUGCUAAAGUAUAAAAGAAUGAGCUACCAAACCUGCUCACAGGGUUGGUUAACUCUUGAGGUCCUCCUUUAGUUUUAGUGUCCCCAUUGUUGGAAUAACCUGCAAAUUCCCUUUCAUCUUCAUUCCCUGGUGCUGCUAGGGCAGUUUAGGAAUCUGGUGUUAAAGGAAUUAAUUGAGGAUUGCAGUUGUUUCGAUAUAUUGUAAUGGUUUAUUUGUUGAAAGUGUAGUAUUGUAAUUGUACCUUGUACCUAUUUGGAAUGUUCAUUUUCUUGAAUGUAUAAAAGUAAAAACAAAAAACAAAAACGUGCUUCAAAAGUAACUAGAAUUCAAAAAUCAUAUUUUCUGAUGCUCCUAAAUUUCAUUUGGCGCUCCUAACUUUUUUAUGUUGGAAGCACCAGUGCUACCAAUGAAAAAUGUUAAUUUAGAGCCCUGCCUGCAUGUGGUUUCCCCUUUGCCCACUUAGUCAAAGAUUAACAGGCAUAUAGGUUAAUAUAGGUCAUGUUUUUAUCCUUAUAUAAAUAUCCAUAUAGGUUCAUAUCCUACUCUUAUCUCUAAUCUUUCUUCCCUACAGGUACAGCAACAUUCUGCACGUGUUUGUACGCAUUACACAGGAGGAGGGCAUUAAGACCCUGUACAGAGGCUUCUGCCCAACCAUCCUGGGAGUGAUCCCAUACUCAGGAAUCACCUUCUUCACAUAUGAGACCCUCAAGAAUCUGCAUGCAGGUACAGCCUCCUUUUUAUGUUAUAAUUUUCUUAAUUGAAUGAUUGGAUUUUUGAUGAAGGGCUUAAUUUGAUCUUUCUUUCUCUCCUUCUCCCAUUCCUUUCUCCAGAGAGGACUAGGCGGUCCCAGCCGUACUCCUACGAGCGUCUGGCGUUUGGCGCGUGUGCCGGCCUGAUCGGCCAGUCGGCCUCUUACCCGCUGGACGUGGUUCGCCGACGUAUGCAGACAGCGGGGGUGACGGGCCAACAGUACGGCAGCGUCCUGGGCACCAUGAAGACGAUUGUGGUGCAGGAGGGGGUGGUGCGUGGACUCUACAAGGGCCUCAGUAUGAACUGGAUCAAAGGUCCUAUCGCUGUGGGGGUCAGCUUCACCACCUUUGACCUCAUGCACAACCUCCUGCACAAGAUGCACCAGUUGGGAUACUUCACACACUGAUUCAGCAGGGGGAGCCAGAGGAAAGGGUCACUGUUGGGACUACAGUUGUAGUCCGUCGGUCACAGACACAAUAUGGAUCCUCUGCACUCUACACGUCAGAUAGGGAUUGAAAGGGGAGGCAGAAGCUGUCAGUUUCUUUAAGCGCACAUCCUCUGACACACAUUAAGCACGCACAGCCAGACCCCCCACUCUUGCUGUUGAUGGAUGGGGUGUCUGCACUAAGGCUAAAAUAAGUGUCCUCAAACAGGGUAGAUGUGUGCAUGAGUUUGCAAUAUGAGAGGUAUGAGAAUGUGAAUUAUUUUACGUUUCCAGUCCUUAUAUUUGGUUGAGAUUGUGGUAUUAUGUUUGGUAAGGGCACUUUUACUGGGUCUGGAGAUAUUCAGAGAGGUGAAGAACUUUACUAUGGGUUCAUUUUAGUACAGUAUUUUAUCAACUGUUUGUGCUCACAAUGUUUUCUGUUGCUUUUAACUGAAGAUUCACUUUUAUAUUUUUAACCAUGCAUUGCUGCUUUUCUUCUUGAUUCUUGAUUAUUUCAGGGCUCGUUGCAGCUGUAAUUCGCUGCUCUUCGCUCACUUUUGCAUUUAGCAUCAACGUUUCAAUGAAGAUUCACCUAGUGCGCCUUGCUGCCAGAAAAUCUGGAUUGUUGAUAGUUUGUUGAUUGCUGGUAGUUGAGGAGAAUGUAGCCUUGUUCCAAAGAGCUUGUUGCUGGAUUUUGACGGUUAGUAAUGUCCAUUUUAUGACGUGCCAAGAUGGAAUGGAAUGGAAACUAAUGUACUGUCAGGUUAAAAAUUAUUGGCACCCUUGAUAAA
Coregonus sp. 'balchen' is the source of this 19377-nucleotide messenger RNA. The record is from the annotation of a GenBank genome assembly. NCBI's taxonomy places the organism in Eukaryota, Metazoa, Chordata, Actinopteri, Salmoniformes, Salmonidae.